UUAAGAGAAAUCUGUAGUCCAGCCUAACAGAUCUGUGUGAAACCAGCCCUGCAGAGGAUGUCCUUUCAUUUUUUUUUCUCUCUCGAACAUUUGAGACGGUGUGCGAGGAAGCAGAGAGAGCAGACCCCCUCAGAGACGGAACGAGAGAAAAUGCCGGCUGAGAUGUGCAGAACAUCUGUACCAGAAAUAACACUAAGUUCACCUUUAAUGUGAUGCUAUAGGGGAUUGUGGGAGUGGAUACACGUGAUUAAAUCCGGUAAAAGUGCUUGUCGGUAGGGAGAGUCAAGGAGGGAGACCGAGAUGGAGAGCGUUUCUGUCAGCUCCACGAUCUCCAGGAGAAGCAUGAUGUACGGUGGUAACCAUGGAUCCUGCUCUUCGCUGUGAUGUUAAAACCGAGCAACAAGAAAAUCCUCACAAAUCUGCAAAAAGAAAAUGAAGAGGUGAACCACUAGCUGACUUAAUUUUUCUCCGAGUCCUCUUCUUGUCAGCCUCACACCUUAAGACCUGCUGGGGAAGCAGCCGCUGAUAAUAAUCGCCUGAUGCAACACUUUCAGGAACUGACAGUGUGAGGAAAUACCCAGGCAUUGCCCAGAGCUGUCACAAACCAGAGGUGUCACCUGCUGCAGCUCAACCUAAAAAGUAAAGAGUAAAGUGACUGGAGGAGCAUGGGAUGUGGCAUUCAGAGCACUGAGUUGUCCCUUGGAUGUCAGACCCCCAGGAACAAAUGAGUAGCAGUGGAUUUGGCAGCAGCUCCAGCUUGCUGCAGGGCCGGCGUUUCUACUGCCGGGAAUGGGCCCUGGACAAGCUGCGGCGCUGCCUAGACACCCGCUCCGUGCCAGGACAGCCUCCGGGGCUGCUGGUGAUGGGGGGCCCUGGCGCUGGGAAGACCGCCUUGUGUACUGAGGUGGUGUGGCCCACCUCGAAGGCAGGCCUGGCAGUCGGGCUGGCACCGCGCUGCCUGGCAUCGCACUUCUGCCAGAGGGAGGACCAGAGGAGUACGGUGCUGUGGAGGUUUGUCCUGGGCCUGGUGGAGCAGCUGAUGGCCUCACCUCUCCUCGCUCCGGGGUACAAAGAGAUCCUCAGCAGCCCGUCUGUAUCCUCUGCUCUGGAGCCCCUCACCUGUCAAAGAGACCCUCAUGAUACUUUUAAGAGAGCAGUGUUGGGACCCCUGCUGGACCUUCCUCCUCCUGCCCAAACUCUGAUAGUGGUGGUGGACUCCCUGGAUAUAGAAUAUGGGGCAGGUGAAGGAAGUGGGAAGAGUGGCUCCAUCGCAGAGCUCCUGGCUGCCAAUCAACACCUUCUGCCCAGCUGGCUGCUGUUGAUCUGCUCCGUCCGCCGCCACAACAAGGCUGUGUGCAAGAUGUUCUCAGGAUUUCGUAGGCUCUGCCUGGAUGAUCUGCGGAAGCCCCCACCGGUCCGCGAUGUGCAACAGUACAUCCUCUGCCGGCUGGAUGAAGAAGCAGCCCUUCGCCGUCAGCUCACCCCUGAUACAGCUGACAUGCUGAAUCUCCUGCACAUUAAGAGUGGCGGGUGCUUGCUCUUUCUUGAGCGUGUGCUGGAUGGCGUGGCAGGUGCACUAGUGGGUCUCAGGGAGAUCCGGGACAUCCCUGGGACGCUCAAUGGCCUCUACCUGUGGUUGUGCCAAAGACUGUUCCCCCGGGGCCUCUUUGUCUAUGUCAGGCCUCUCCUGAAUGUCCUUUUGGCUGCCCCAAGGCCACUUACACCCCAGCAGCUGUUCACAGCAGCCUGGACACAUGACAACUUGCUCAGCUUCCAGGACUUCCAGAACAAGCUCCGAACCCUCUCUCCUCUCCUGAUCAAUGGCCCUGGGAGCACAAAACUACUUUUCCAUGCCAGCUUUGCUGAGUGGUUGACAGAUGUUAAAUAUUGCACACAGAAGUACCUGUGUAGCAGAACAGAAGGUCACAGCAUGCUUGCCAUGGCCCUGUCUUUGCAGGGACCCAACCUGGACAUUGACAACACUUGCCAGCUAGCCACACAUUUAGUUUGCUCAGGUCACCAUAAAGAUAACCCCUCAUUAUUGGCACUGUGGAUGCUGUGGAUAGGUGUGCCUGCUUUUACUGCUAGCGGCAGUAGUGCCCUCAUCGCGUCCUUAACCCAGCCUCCUGUUCUGGUCAGUCAGCAAGUCCUUCAGCUGUUAAUGAGGAGUGGACUUGUUUCUGCUUCCUUUUUUUCAGAUUCAGACCCAAGUGUUGGACUGCGUUGUGUAGGCAAAGAUGGACAGGCAUUUGAAAGGGAGGUGCCUGUAAAGAAGCUGCUAGACAGCGGGGUGCCUGUAAACGAGCCGACUUCUACAGAUAGACAGACCUUGCCUGCCAGUGCAACCCACGAGGGUUCAGCAAAUAUAGCUGAGCUUCUCCUGACAAACGGAUCUGAUCUACUGGAUAGUGAUCAUCAGGGUCAAACGCCACUGACUUUGGCUUCCAGGCAGGGUAAUGUCAAAGUGUUGUCUGCACUUCUGGAAUGGGCCAAGAGCCAGGAGCCAGAAACUGCAGUACGGAUGAUGGAGCAUGUUGACAAUGAAGGCUGGACAGCACUCCGCUCUGCGGCUUGGGGAGGACACAGCGAGGCUGUCCGGCUUCUGCUGGAUGCAGGAGCAGAUGUGGAUGGAUGCGACAGCGAUGGCCGGACUGCCCUUAGAGCUGCUGCGUGGGGGGGUCAUGAAGAAAUUGUUUUGACACUGCUGGACUAUGGGGCACAGGUUGACAAAGCUGACAGCAAGGGCCGCACGCCUCUUAUCGCUGCUGCCUAUAUGGGACAUCAUGAAGCUGUGGAAAUACUGCUGGACCACACUGCUCAAGUUAACCUGGCUGAUGGAGAUGGGCGCACUGCUCUGUCAGUCGCUGCCCUCUGCGUGCCUACAGCAGCUGGGGUCAAAGGUUUUGGUGAGGUAGCAAGUCUGCUACUGGAGCGUGGAGCAGAUCCAGGACACAGAGACCAUGAUGGAAUGACACCAUUGCUUCUUGCUGCCUAUGAGGGCAAUGAUGACGUAGUGGAGCUUCUGUUAGAAGCUGGUGCUGAUGUAGAUGAGACUGCUGGCCCUGAUGGCAACAUCUCUGCUGCAGCUGCUGUUACUUCCUUGCUGGCGGCUGCAGCAAUGGGACACAUGAAGACAGUGUCACGGCUGCUUUUCUGGGGAGCAGCUGUGGACGCCAUUGAUUGUGAAGGUAGGACGGCACUCUGCCUGGCAGCUGCAAGAGGCAGCGUUGAAGUUGUCCGCGCCCUGCUGGACCGAGGCCUGGAUGAGAACCAUAAGGAUGACCUUGGCUGGACUCCACUGCACGCGGCUGCCUGUGAAGGUCAUCGAGCUGUGUGCGCUGCUUUGACGGAGCGAGGCAGCAUGGCACGUGUCGGAGAGAUGGACAUUGAAGGACGCACCCCUCUUAUACUGGCUGCCCAGGAAGGUCACUGGAGCACUGUCAGGCUGUUGUUGGACCGACGUUCUCCCAUUGACAACAGGGCAUAUGAUGGACAUUCUGCCCUGAGUGCUGCCCUCCUGGAGGGCCAUGCUGAGGUUGCAGAGCUGCUUAUGAGGCGAGGUGCUGAUACCGAUGUUCGGGAUGCAGAGGGUAGGCCUCUUCUCUACCUGCUGGUGUUGGAGGGUCGCCUUGAAAUGGCUACACUUCUCCUAGAGAAAGGAGGGGUGCCCCUGGAGUCUAGAGAUUCUGAGGGCCGUACAGCGCUUCAUGUUGCUUCUUGGCAGGGAUGUGUGGAGAUGGUAGACCUACUUUUAAAACAUGGUGCAAACCCCAAUGCACAGGAUACAGAGGGGAGACCACCAAUGCAUUCAAUGGCUUGGACAGGACAUGCUGAAGUCGGACGUCAUCUCCUAGAAGCCAGUGGUGUCAAUAUAGACCUUGCUUGCUACCAGGGGGCAACAGCUCUGAGCAUCGCUACCCAGGAGGGACAUGCUAAUAUUGUUGCAAUGCUUCUGGAAAGAGGUGCAAAUCCCAAUCACAUGGAUAAAUAUGGCCGUAGUCCAGUCAAGGUGGCUGGGAAACAUGGGCACUUUAACAUUGUCAGACUCUUAGAGAGCUAUGGAGCCAAGCCAUAUGUAGGCCUGUUGACAAACUCAAAUGGUACUUUCUCCCCUGUAAAAGCCAACAAGAUCGUCUCAUCAGGCAUCUCAGAGAGUAAGGGUGGUGGAGUCACAGUUGCUACCUGCUCCUCUUCAGUAUCUUCUCCUGGCUCCACUGCAGAUCGAUUCCACUCCAUACAGAGCUCUCAAACUUCAUCUACGUGCCACUCGCUGGCCACGGUGCAGACAGUGCCAGCUGACAGCCUCAGCUUUAUUCAGCAGAUCCAACAGCACUCACUGCCUCGCAGUCGUAGCCGCCCCUCCACCCUCCCCCCACCAGGAAGCUCAGGCUUGGGCAGCCUCCAUGGAAGCAGCCAGAGGCAUCCCAAAGGCAGCCCUCCCCCCAGUGUUUGCACAGUCACCGCUAUGGUGCACAACUGCGAACUGACUCAGAAAGGCUUGUCGACUGGACUUGAAUAUCACGACAAAAUUAACAAACAAAACUCAAACUUAAUAAAGGCAGACAGGACUACUUACGCUGGUGGUAAAUGGCACUCAGUCAUGGCUUCCCUUGGGAUAAUGCCAGGGCAAGACAGUCCUGCAACAGGUGCUAAAAACAGAGAGAGUCCUCCUCUGGGCUACCCAUAUAGGCUACAGAGCCCACUUCAAGGGGAGGCUUGGGACUCUCUUCCCCAGAAGAAGAUUAUGUCACCUGCUUGUUACAGUUUUACCCCAGUCCCACCUUGUAGUGCCUUGCAAGAAGAAGUUAUGACAACUACAGACCCGCAGCUUAAUCUGAAACAGGCCAUCAAACUGCAGUUUGAGGGUCCCACCAGUGCAGCCUUAUACAAGAGAGAGACACCCUUGUGACUGGUGCUCCAGUAUGGGACCAAAGUUAGCUAUUGCUACACUUUCUUUACAAACCUGUUUCUUUGAAAUUGUUACAGUAUGUGGGUAUCGCUGAAACAGUCAUCUAUUUUUAUCAGCAGUAAAUACAGUAAUUUACAGAAGGUAAUUUAUCAAGCCAAGCUGCCAAAUACUCUCUGGUUCCAACUUCUUCAGUGUGAGGACUUGCUGUUUUUCUUUUUAUAUAAUUUUAAAUUAAAAUAUGAUUUAGUCAUUUAGUUAUUUAGAGAAAAAUAAGCCCCAAUGUGGGUAAUUACAGGUUUCUUUGUGCUAUCAAAUUGAAAGUAGUUGUCUCUGCUGGCAUUCAUUUGGACAAUUCCCAGAGAUUUAAAUCUAACGACAACAUCUUUGUUUUAGGUGGAGUUGGACUUUUUUUUUGUUCAAGGAGAAGGCACUUUUCACAGUGUACAAUGACUUUCUGGGUUCAGAUGAGAGAGGCAGUGAUUCCUUUCUCCAACCCCUUGAGAAACCCAGAGAAAAAAACGAACUGAAUGACCUGAAAGCAUUCCUGCCUUUCCGUUGUUGUGUGUGUGUUGAGCAGGGCUCUCACAGACAAGAUCAUGCUUCAUUUAAAGUGGAAAGCAUAACUAUGUUCACUUUCAACUCAGACCUUAUUUUCCCAUUGUGCUUGGGACUUUAUUGGCUUUGCAUUGAAUAACACUCCCUAUUAUGAAACACAAGUGUAUGUUGGGUUGUGUUUUAAAUUAUUUUUUGCUAGUAAAGAUAUCCUUUUUAAGCAGUUAACAACCUUGUUUAAGAGCUUUAAGCUUGUGGCCUUGAUCUUUAUUGAAGCCUUUGAUAUUUACUAUAAACUGGCCCUCAUCCCCCAUAGGUCCAUCACUGACAACCAAAAACAGUUUGCAGCAAAGCUACCAAAGCUUGACCCAGUGCGGGGUUUAUGAUACAAACUAUAAAACAGCCAACUUGGCUCGCUCACAGUUUGUCUGUGAGCAGGCAGGAAGGAAAGUGAAAACUGGACCAUAAAAACUGAGGGUGGAUGUAGGAGGGUUGUUGAUUCCAAACUUGUGUGUGGCCUAAAGAAAUGUCUAGUUCUUUAUAAAUUUUCAUUGGAUUCCUAUUUAAAUACAUUCAUUCAUUAAAAUGACAAACAGUGCC
Morone saxatilis (striped sea-bass) is the source of this 6061-nucleotide messenger RNA. It is a transcript of the gene ankrd50l, whose product is annotated as ankyrin repeat domain 50-like. The record is from RefSeq and is a predicted model, not a curated record. NCBI's taxonomy places the organism in Eukaryota, Metazoa, Chordata, Actinopteri, Moronidae. Gene Ontology annotation, molecular function: protein binding. The transcript has 4 exons. Bases 704 to 4909 code for a protein of 1401 amino acids.